This is a messenger RNA of Myzus persicae (green peach aphid), 1239 nucleotides long. It is a transcript of the gene Yod1, whose product is annotated as ubiquitin thioesterase OTU1. Gene Ontology annotation, molecular function: protein binding; cysteine-type deubiquitinase activity. The transcript has 3 exons. The coding region runs from base 223 to 1149 and encodes 308 amino acids. NCBI's taxonomy places the organism in Eukaryota, Metazoa, Arthropoda, Insecta, Hemiptera, Aphididae. Gene Ontology annotation, cellular component: cytosol; nucleus. Gene Ontology annotation, biological process: endoplasmic reticulum unfolded protein response; protein deubiquitination. The record is from RefSeq and is a predicted model, not a curated record.
UCAUUUUGUUAAAUAUCAUUGAAUGGGAUGAAUCGAGGUUUUUAAUUUUCUUCUCUGUAGUUCAGAGUUCUCUUGUUCUAAUAUUCUUUAUCAAAAUUUCAUAAUAAUUCUUAUUUCGUAUUAUGUAUAGUAAUUUUUGGUAAUAUUGUAGGUAUUUUAUAUUUUGUAAAUUUUCGUAGAUAUUUUUAUCAAAUUAUGUUUUACAACAAACGUAGUUGACCAAUGUCAGACGUAGUGUUACGGCUAAAAUGCCGUUCGGGAACGUUUCCAAUGACAAUUCCAUUGAAUUGUCCAAUAUCUGGUUUGAAAGAGCAGGUGUCAAUACUGAGUGAAAUUCCAGUGGCUAGCAUUAAACUGUUAUUUGGCUUUCCACCUAAGUCCAUACAAAAAUUAGAAGGUACGGUUGAAGAUGCUGGUAUUAAGUCAGGCGAUACAAUCAUAGCUGAGGUAGACUCAACUAGUGCUAGUGUCCAACAGCUCAAAGUGCAAACUGAGAGUAAUAUUCUAAAGCAUGUCACAGAACAAGAGGUAGGAGACGAAGUGCCGCUGAUUUUGCGUAAAGUUGUACCAGCUGAUAAUUCUUGUUUGUUCACCAGUAUGGGAUUUGUGUUGGGAGGUAAAAUUGAUUUGGGUAGUGGCAACUAUAUGCGUGAGAUAAUAGCUAAUGCAGUAAAAGAUAAUCAAAUAGAAUUUAGUGAAGCAGUACUUGGAAAACCAAAUGAAGAUUAUUGUGAAUGGAUUCGGAAUCCAAAUUCAUGGGGUGGUGCUAUUGAGGUGUCUAUAUUGUCUAACUUCUAUGGUAUAGAAAUUGCAGUAAUUGAUACUCAAAGUGGUUCUAUUAGUAAAUUUGGUGAAGAUAAAGACUAUCCUCACCGAGUAUUUCUUAUUUAUGACGGUAUUCAUUAUGAUCCUCUUUAUUUGGAAUCACCUUUUACUCCUGGAGAGAUUCAAACAUUAUUCCCAACAAAUGAUGAUCGCAUGUUAGACGCUGCUCAGAUGUUAGCUAAUGAAGCUAAGUCCAGUAGACAGUAUACAGAUGUAAAUCGUUUUACACUUAAGUGCCUAGAUUGUGGUUGCAUUAUGAUUGGGCAGACACAAGCACAGGAACAUGCCAAAUUAACUGCUCAUAACAAUUUUAAUGAAUACUAAUAUAUCCAUAACUUAAUAUGUAAUACUUAAAAGAGUUCAGUUGUUUUUGUCUUUAAUUAAACUUUAGUUUAUAAAUUAUUGUUUACUAUA